Molecule: messenger RNA, 2843 nt
Organism: Sesamum indicum (sesame)
Lineage: Eukaryota; Viridiplantae; Streptophyta; Magnoliopsida; Lamiales; Pedaliaceae
Product: diamine oxidase [copper-containing] 1, peroxisomal
Biological process (GO): amine metabolic process
Molecular function (GO): copper ion binding; primary methylamine oxidase activity; quinone binding
Source: RefSeq, a predicted model, not a curated record
GAAAAUUUCAAUGUCGGAAAGCUCCAUCAAUCUGUGGUCCCUAUAAGCCCAUUUUCCCAUACUGUUUUCUCAUCUUUCUCUCUCUAAAGAGAGGCACUGGCGAUCAGAGUGAAUUAAUAGCUUGCAUUUUUAGUUGUUGAUCGCUUUUCUGCACUUAUACGUAGAGGAAUUUGUGUCUGUAAUUGUGGAGGCGCGGCUGUUGUUGGUAGUGGUGGUGGUGGUGGUGUGAGGAGUUCCAGUGUUUGCUGUAUGUCAGUAGAGUGCUACACGCAUUGUGGUGGAUUUGGUGAGCUUGCCAAUCAGUUACAAUGGCCCCAGCUCAGAAAGAGGCGACGCUUGCUGUUAGUUGCGUUCCGACAGCAGCUGGUGUUUCUGCCGCCGGCGUAGUCCGCAGGGAGACUGCGUCCGCCUCCGGUGCUGCUGAUUGGGGCGUAUCAUCUGCCGCUAAAGACCUGCAGAGCAAGAAUUUGGCGUCCUUAAUGAGACCGGAUCCUUCCUCUAAAGCUACUACUAAAGGGAUCCAGCUCAUGCCAAGGGCUCAAACCAAACAUCCUUUGGAUCCAUUAUCUGCUACAGAAAUCUCUGUGGCUGUAGCAACUGUCAGAGCUGCUGGAGCCACCCCUGAGGUCAGAGAUAGCAUGAGGUUUAUUGAAGUGGUUCUGCUGGAGCCGGAAAAACAUGUAGUGGGCCUGGCAGAUGCUUAUUUCUUUCCCCCUUUUCAACCCUCAUUGUUGCCUAGAGCAAAAGGAGGACCAGAAAUUCCUAGUAAACUCCCGCCAAGGCGAGCUAGACUAGUCGUCUAUAAUAAAAGAUCCAAUGAGACUAGUGUAUGGAUUGUAGAGCUGGCAGAAGUACAUGCUACAACGCGAGGUGGACAUCAUAGGGGAAAAGUGAUUUCUUCUACAGUUGUCCCAGAUGUUCAGCCACCAAUGGAUGCUGCAGAAUACGCUGAAUGUGAAGCUAUAGUCAAAGAUUACCCUCCAUUUAUGGAAGCCAUGAAGAGAAGGGGUAUUGAUGAUAUGGAUCUGGUCAUGGUUGAUCCCUGGUGCGUUGGUUACCACAGUGAGGCUGAUGCUCCUAGUCGUAGACUGGCAAAACCGCUUAUAUUUUGCCGAACAGAGAGUGACUGCCCACUGGAGAAUGGUUAUGCGCGACCGGUUGAAGGAAUUCAUGUGCUUGUUGAUAUGCAAAAUAUGGUAGUAAUUGAGUUUGAAGAUCGUAAGCUUGUUCCCUUGCCUCCAGCUGAUCCACUCAGAAAUUAUACUCCUGGUGAAACAAGAGGAGGGGUAGAUAGAAGUGAUGUAAAACCCCUUCAAAUUGUUCAACCUGAAGGUCCGAGCUUUCGGAUAAAUGGACAUUAUGUUGAGUGGCAGAAGUGGAACUUCCGCAUUGGUUUCACUCCGAGGGAGGGAUUGGUUAUUCAUUCUGUUGCCUAUGUUGACGGUAGUCGGGGUAGGAGACCUAUAGCCCAUAGGUUGAGUUUUGUAGAGAUGGUCGUGCCCUAUGGAGAUCCCAAUGAACCACAUUACAGAAAGAAUGCAUUUGACGCUGGGGAAGAUGGCCUCGGGAAGAAUGCUCAUUCUCUUAAGAAGGGAUGUGAUUGUUUGGGAUACAUAAAAUACUUUGAUGCCCAUUUUACAAAUUUUACUGGGGGUGUUGAAACUAUUGAAAACUGCGUGUGCUUGCAUGAAGAAGAUCAUGGAAUCCUGUGGAAGCAUCAAGAUUGGAGAACUGGUCUAGCAGAAGUUCGGCGAUCAAGGCGCCUCACUGUUUCUUUUAUUUGCACUGUGGCUAAUUAUGAAUAUGGAUUCUACUGGCACUUUUAUCAGGAUGGGAAAAUUGAAGCUGAAGUUAAACUUACUGGAAUUCUUAGUUUAGGAGCACUACAACCUGGAGAAUCUAGAAAAUACGGUACAACAAUUGCACCAGGAUUAUAUGCUCCAGUUCAUCAACACUUUUUUGUUGCUCGGAUGGAUAUGGCAGUUGACUCUAAGCCUGGAGAAAUGCACAAUCAGGUUGUUGAAGUGAACCUCAGAGUUGAAGAACCUGGAAAGGAUAAUGUUCACAACAAUGCAUUCUAUGCUGAGGAAACUUUACUUAGAUCUGAAUUAGAAGCCAUGCGUGAUUGUGAUCCAUUAUCAGCCCGUCACUGGAUUAUAAGGAACACAAGAAGUGUCAAUCGUAAUGGACAGCUGACAGGCUAUAAGUUGGUACCUGGUUCGAAUUGUUUGCCAUUGGCUGGUCCCGAGGCCAAGUUUCUGAGAAGAGCUGCGUUUCUGAAGCAUAACCUAUGGGUUACACCAUAUGCACGUGGGGAGGAUUUCCCCGGAGGAGAGUUUCCUAACCAGAAUCCACGUGUCGGAGAGGGGUUGGCUUCUUGGGUGAAGCAAAAUCGGUCUCUGGAAGAAGCUGAUAUUGUGCUCUGGUAUGUUUUUGGAAUUACACAUGUUCCUCGGUUGGAAGACUGGCCUGUUAUGCCAGUAGAACACAUUGGUUUCGUGCUUCAGCCACACGGAUUCUUCAACUGCUCCCCUGCAGUAGACGUGCCUCCAAAUGCCUGCGACAUGGAUGCAAAAGAGAACGAUGUGAAAGACAAUGGGGUCGCUAAGUCUAUUUCCUCUGGUCUAAUAGCUAAGCUCUGACAGGACACGAGUAGGUCUCUCUCAUCACUUUGGAACAAAUCCUGCUAUUUGUUCAGCUUGUUCUCGUUAGUUUUGUGUCGUUUCGUAAUGGAUUGAACUCUCUGCUUUCAGUUUUAUGUUCUGUAUCACAUAUUUUUAGUUUGAACGCUUCAUUGCUAGGUAAAAGAGUUUACAUGAAUUGUGAACUGUCAUUUCUCCUUC